Myotis lucifugus (little brown bat) is the source of this 2168-nucleotide messenger RNA. RefSeq names its product chromosome unknown C21orf2 homolog (gene CFAP410). The transcript is spliced from 6 exons. Bases 370 to 1023 code for a protein of 217 amino acids. Lineage: Eukaryota; Metazoa; Chordata; Mammalia; Chiroptera; Vespertilionidae. Gene Ontology annotation, molecular function: protein binding. The record is from RefSeq and is a predicted model, not a curated record. Gene Ontology annotation, biological process: cytoskeleton organization.
UGCAGAGCCUGAGUGCCAGUCAUUCAGUUCUUAUCUGCUUUUGUAACUUGAACUGUGCCUUUCCUUAAAAACAAAGUUUGAAUGUUGCUGAGUCACUGGACUGUCCAGAAAAGCUGAUUCCACCUCAGGCAGUAGCGGAAGAGCUGCAUAUUUAGUAGAAAGCACACACACACACACACACACACACACACACGAAACCCAUCACCAUUGCAGCAGUAGACAAAUCCGUUGCACUACGAAGCAUCCUGACCAGACCGUGAACUUGCUGUGGUCAGGGACCAUCUGGCUUCAUGCCCAGUGAAUGGCAGACACUUAGACACUUGGCGGCUGCACCACUCAACAACCUGACAGAUCUCCAUAUGCCGGGAGAUGCCCAGCCUGGAAGUGAUCACCCUCAGCGUCAACAGCGUGUCGACCCUGGAGCCCGUGAGCCGGUGCCAGCAGCUGAGCGAGCUCUACCUGCGGAGGAACCGCAUUGCCAGCCUGAGCGAGCUCUCCCACCUGAAGGGCCUGCCGCGCCUGCGGGUGCUGUGGCUGGCCGAGAACCCGUGCUGCGGCGCCGACCCCCACCUCUACCGCAUGACCGUCCUGCGCAACCUGCCCAACCUGCAGAAGCUGGACAACCAGACUGUGACUGAGGAGGAGCUGUCCCGGGCGUUGAUGGAGGGAGAGGAGGUCACGGCCCCCAGCAGAGAGGGCAUGGGGAACGGCAGGCCCGAGCUGUCCUACGCCCUGAGUGCCAUGAACGCCGCUGCCGAGACCCGAGGGGACGCGCUGAGCUACGGCGAGGAGGAGGCGAGCACACAGGGACAGCUCGGCCUGAAGCCCCCUGCCCGGGACCGGUUUCCUUCCUUCCCACAGAGGGAGGCUGUGAGCAGCCGCAAGAACAGGAACAACGUCCUGACUGCCAUCCUCCUGCUGCUUCGGGACUUGGACACUGAGGGGCUGGAGGCCGUGCACCAGACCGUGGUCAGCAGGCUGCAGGCUCUGCACAGACAGGAGCUGCAGGAGGACAUGGAGUGACCCAGCAGGGACCUGCCCUGUGGGACCUUCUGCUGAAGUCCCAGCAUCUUCCCGAGCACCCAGGAGGUGAGGCCGCUUGCCACAGUCACGGCCACUGCGGGACCCUAGGCCGAGUCCCAGCACCUGGGGCUCGGUCCGCAGGAAGCCUCAGCCCGCCCUGGAAGGCUGAGCUCUCACUUCGGUGGCACCUGGAGAGGGCAAGAGGGUGUCAGGCGCUGGCUGGGCAGACCCCGCUCCCUCGCCCUCCUGUGGGGGACGCCCUUCUCCCUAAUAAACAUUUUCCGAAGCCCGGCCUGGAAGCAGGUUUCCUAAACGAUAGGCAUGGCCUUGGCAUUCACGCAUUUCCCGCAGGCCGUCUCUGACUCGGUCAUGGGGUUCAGGAGCCUUCCAGAAUUACGGCCUCCCUGCAGACAGACGCCCUCCUCAGAUUCACAUCAGCAGAGGGUGCUUGCAGACUGUGUGACAGGCCUGGAGGGACAGGUCUGCCGCGUCUGCUUGGGCAUCCAGGUGCGGCCACAGGUGGAGCCGCUGGGCGGGGUAGGGCGGCCUCUGGGAACGGCAUCUAACACGUGUUCUUCCUCUGGGAAGAGCGCAGGCCUUUCCGUGAUGCCGCAGCCCCGGGGGCCUUCCUAGUGCCUCCAAAAGCUGGGGAAGCCCCUCCGUGGAAGGGGAGCAGGAUGACCCCAGCGCCCCCCAUGCCCCAGGCAUUAGAGACAAGUCCGUUCUCGCUGCUGUUGAAACGACUGGAGAGGGAGACAGGCUCUUCCCUCUGCUCUUCCUCCCUUUGGGGUGGGGCUGUCCACAUCCCUGAGAGCUGAGCUGCCAGCUGUGUGAGAGCCACACAAACCAGAGGCAGGAGCCACGUGACAGCCGCAACGGGCCAGCGUCUGGAAGACCCCGGCUUUCCUUGCUGAGGCUGCACCGUGGGGCCAGCUCUUUGCAAGCCGCCGAAGACCUCCAAACUUGGACUGGGGAGACCAAGCAGAGGCGGGGCCUCCUCUGUGGCGGGACAAGGGCUGAGCUCUGAGCAGUGGGAGGCAAGGGGUCCGUGCGCGGGGUCAUCUGGGAAGGUGGCACAGGCCCGUACGUGUGCCUUCUCGUCAUUGUGGGCUGUGGCUCCCAAUAAACCUGUGCCUUGGCUGGAA